UUGACACAUAACCAAAACAAAGUUUGACGUUUGUUUAUCGACAUUUUUUUCAAAAAAAGUGAUACUGAUAGUUAUAAAAAUAUUAAUUAAAACAUAGAAGAAUAAAUUUUAAAAUGUAUUUCAUUGAUUUUGAAUCAAAAAAUAAAUUAAAGUCUUGGAAAGUCGCGAAAUUCGUCUAUUAAGAAAUGUUUGAGAGACAUAACCUUAAAGAAAACCGGUACAAUGGGCGAUGAAAAGUGGAAAGAUCUUCAAAAAUACGCUUGUGGAAAUCAUCAUAAAUUGGAGGAGAUAAUAAAAAGAGGUUCUUGUCCAUCGAUACGAGUAAAUUUCGCCCACUUGGCUUUUAGUGAUGAUGAGGAAACGUUAAUAACAGUCGAUUCAAAGGGCACCGUUUACUACGUCGAAUUAGCCUACGAAACUCCUUCUUUUCGAAAACUAGGACACAUUGGCACCUGUACAUUCAUCGCUUUUAAUCCUGUGAAUAAAAAUGAAUUUCUCGUCGGUCACUAUUCGUCGGACGUGAAAGUUUUAAGGUUAGAUUCACUAAAAAAUUUCUGUCUACUCGUCGGUCAUUCGACACUACCAACAAAUAUUUCUUUUUACAAACACUAUUGUCUCACAUCAUCGUCAAAAGAAGCAAUAAUCUGGGAUCUUCGAUGUUACUGUAAAAUUCAUCAAUUAAGACUCAAUAUCGAUCGAGUGACUUUAAAGAAAGCUUCAUUUUCCAGUCAGGGUUUAAUUUCCGUCCUCUAUCCAAACGAUGUUAUCCAAGCCUGGACAUUUCAACACUUUGGCAAUGAAUUUAAAGUGAACACAAAAUCCUUUGGUUUACAGCACGUGAAGGAUUUUGUCUUCACAAACGAUGGACGUGCAAUAAUAAUCGUUGGAGUGCAAAAUAAAAUUCUCAUCUUCAACACUCACGAUUGGACACUUUUGAAAAAUCUCAAUUUUAAAGAUGAAAUAACAGGCGCGAGGCAAAUUGAAAUCGUACCACAACCUCUCGACGGUGGUGCAAAUAGGAUAAUAACAAUUUUAUCAUCCGAUUGUAAUUGUAAAUUUUUCGAUCUAACAACUUCGGAGUUUAUAAAAAAUUGUUGUGGUAUUUUUCAUGGAAUAAAGAGAUUUCGCGUGUCUAGUAGAGGGAAAUUUCUAGCUCACAUCGAUCAAGAUGGAAUAUUAUUUUUGACAAAUUUAGAAAGAAUUGUUAAUUUGAAACGAAAGGAGAAGGAAAAAAAAGGAAAUGAAUUGAAGGAAAGUGGUAAAUUAAGAGCACAUCUUGCCACCGAUCAUUUACAGUGUAUCAAGGAAAGUAUUAAAGAGGAAUUAAAAUUAGAAAGACUGUUACCAAUUCUCAAAGAAUUUGGCGAAUAUCCAGAGAAACAUCGUAUGUUAAUUUGGUCGACAAUUUUACACCUACCAGGAAAUCGUCAAUCUUACGCUUCCUUGGGGAAUAAUAUUCCCGCGAGUGUUAUUGAAGAAUUACUUCAAGAUUAUCCACUCGCUGAUAAAAGUAAAGCUUCCUGUUUAACACUAACUUUGGAAAAAAUUCUUCAAUGGUGUCCAAUUUUGUCGAAUUGCUCGAUACUGCCAGGACUUAUUUUUCCAUUUACAGUCGUCUUUCAAAAAGAUCCAGUUCUUGCUUUCGAGGCAAUUCUCACAAUUUUACUCAACUUUUGUCAAAAAUGGUUCGAGUAUCAUCCACUGCCACCGUUGAAUAUUUUGGGUAUCAUUGAAAAUAUUCUCCUUGAAGCGGAUCCAGGACUAUUGGAAAUUUUCUGCAAACGAAAAAUCACAUCCACUGAAUAUGCAUGGCCUCUUCUUCGAACGACAAUGAGCGAAGUUCUUGCCGCCGAUGAAUGGCUAAUUCUAUGGGAUAAUUUAAUUUCAUUUCGUCAGCCGAGCUUUUUAUUAAUGUGCACGAUUGCCUACAGUAUUUGUGCCCGAGAGACAAUAAUUUCGAGUGUUAAAUCCCCGGAGGAAAUUGAACGUUUUUACACAACACCGGGACAAGUUCGCGUCAAGGAUUUAUUAAAAGUCACUCAUCGCUUGAAUCAACAAAUUUCCCAUCGAUCACAUCCGAAUCGUUAUCUAAGAAAAAAAAUCAUUACACUUUCGCCAAAAGUUUCAUAUCCUCAAUAUCCACAAGAAGAAUAUCCGAAAAUUCUUGUACAUACAGAAACAGUGAGACAAGAGGAAGAUGAUCGAAUUUAUGAUCAGUGUCGAAUUGAAGCGAUGCAAUCAAUCGAAGAAGAGAGAUUGCGCUCUGAAGUAAAGAAAUUUAAUGAAAAUAUCCAUCAAGCGAGACUAAAAGAAGCGGAAAAAUGUUUAAAAAAACAGGUGCGCAAUUCACCAUGGAAAUUGGAGAAAUCUGGGGAGAAUUACCAAAGAGAUUUGAAAUUAAAUAGAAUAGAAUCCCAAGUGGCGGAAAAAUUAUUGAAAUGCAGAUCAGAAGCGAACGUUCAUAAUAAUCGAGAAAAGUGCAAUAAAUUACGUUGUCAAGUGCAACGUCUCGAUUCUGAGAUUCACAACUUAUUGGGAGCCUACAGAUCAAAGAAUUCUAGAAAUUUGUGCAAAAACUCCGAGGGUAAAUUUAAUAGAAAUUUUUAAAAUAUUACAAAUUAGUGUAAUUAAUAUAUUUAUAAAUGGCAUUGAAUGCCAUGAUAAUUAUUAUCCAAAUGAAUAAUAAUUAUACUUCUGAAUAGUAAAAAUUACCAUUAGGAAUAAUUAUAUAAUUAAUUAAUCAAUAAUAAAUUAGUCGAGACUAAUUAAUAGGUAGUAAUUAAUAAGUCAAGAAUAAUGAAUUUACAAUGACUAAUUAGUCAAGAAUAGUUAAUUAAUAUUAAUUAAUUAGUCGAGAAUAAUUAAUUAAUACUAAUUAAUUUGAUCAAGAAUAAUUAAUUAAUAAUAUUUAAUUAGUCAAGAGUAUUAAAUUUAGCAAAAAUUAGAAUAUUUUAAAAAUAGAAAAAUGUAAGAAAACAUUUUCAAUUUUCAACAGAAAAAUGACUGAGACAAAAAUCAAAUGUAAACAAUUUUAGAUAAAAGUAUAAAAAAUGACUUUAUUGUCAAUAGAAAAUGUACAUUCCGUACAGAAUAUUAGAAAAUAUAUACAUUUUUUAAUAGAAAAAAUUUUUUAUUGAAAUGCUUUAUUAUCAAUGAUAAGAAGAUAUCUGCAAUCGAAUUUAAUUUUAUCUAAAUUUAUCAAAAUUUUUGAGGUAUGCAGUGGUAUUUAUUAAUUUUAAUCAUUUUCUCCACUGUUUGAUUACCAAAUAACAGUAAAACUUGAAAGAUAUGAUAUAUAAAAUUUUGAAAAAUUCUAGAAAUAAACUCUCAACAAACUUAAAAAAUUUUCGAAUUCAAGAAAAA
Leptopilina heterotoma is the source of this 3363-nucleotide messenger RNA. RefSeq names its product TBC1 domain family member 31. The transcript is spliced from 4 exons. Gene Ontology annotation, cellular component: centrosome. The coding region runs from base 223 to 2607 and encodes 794 amino acids. NCBI's taxonomy places the organism in Eukaryota, Metazoa, Arthropoda, Insecta, Hymenoptera, Figitidae. Gene Ontology annotation, molecular function: protein binding. The record is from RefSeq and is a predicted model, not a curated record.